AUGUCCCAUCAGUUAGUUCAAAGUCGUUCAGUUCGCUUUAUCGAUUUCACGGAAGAAAUCAAGAGAAGUCUUACUCAGAAGCAAGGCCCUAAAACUCCCAGGAUUAAGUUAGAGGCCUGGCAAGUAGAAAGUCUGGAUGCCGCCUAUAAUGAAGAUACUCAUCCGUCCCAGAAAACCAAGAAGAAUUUAGCCGAAGCUCUUGGUCUACCAUUCAAGAGUGUCCAAAUCUGGUUCCAGAACAAACGGGCCAAAGAGAAGUCCAAGAAAGAAGCAUCGGAUAGUGAGCGUGAAGAAAGUGGAAGGGAGUCCAGUAGUUCCCAAUUCUUUUUCAACAAUGAGUAUAUGCCCCGUGAAUUCUCUGAACCAGAAAGAAGUUCUGACCUGCCUAAGCCACAAGGACUGUGUUAUAAAGGCAGUGAGAAGACUGACUGUUCACUAAUGGCUGAAAUUGCUUCUUCACCUUUACUUUCAAGUUCAAUGUCGUAUGAUGAUUGUUACAAUGCUAUUUCUACUAUGGUACAUGCCCAGGACUAUUCAUUUGCUAGUGAUGCUUGUUCUGAAGCUAGUGAGCUGUUUGCUAUUGCCACACCAAGUUCACCAAUCAUGCGGCAGUAUGUCCAGGCCGAAGAAAGAGCCUCAACUAUGGACAAAAGCCCAGUUAUUAUGCCUUUAGUUCCCAAUUCGCCUUUGGCCGACAAUGAAGGUCGUUACCGUUUCCAGUUCCGCAAUCGCAGUAUUAUAUAUACUAGAGAAACCGACCGAGCGGGUUUUUAUAACCUCGUACAUACACACACAUCUUUAAAUGAAUAA
Molecule: messenger RNA, 810 nt
Organism: Nematocida homosporus
Lineage: Eukaryota; Fungi; Microsporidia
Exons: 1
Coding region: 1-810 (269 amino acids)
Biological process (GO): neuron differentiation; regulation of transcription by RNA polymerase II
Cellular component (GO): nucleus
Molecular function (GO): DNA-binding transcription factor activity, RNA polymerase II-specific; RNA polymerase II transcription regulatory region sequence-specific DNA binding
Source: RefSeq, a predicted model, not a curated record